CCGUCCGUGCCACGCUCCCGAAAUCAAAUGUUCUUGGCAGAAACUCGGGUUUUUCUAUGCAAAAAUUUCUAAUGUUUUUCUUUGCUCUUGUUAUUGUUAUUCCUUCCUCCAACUUAGGUUAAGUGCAAUGGCUAUAAGUAGGACCAGAAGAAGUGAUGAGGAUGAAGAAAUUACAUUAGUACCGUGCUAGUUAGUUACAAUUGCAGGAGAAGGAAAAAGGACGAACGGGAGGAGACGACUGAGUAGCUAAGAAAUUGUAACCGCGCCGCCAUGGAUGCUCAGCAACAGCAGGGAGCUGCCGCUCCGCAACCGCCGCUGCCACCGCGACCCGCUGGCCCAGAUUUCACUCCGAUCCUAACAGUCUUCUUUGCCUUCAUUGCUAUUUUUCUCGUGGCCACGUCACAGGUGCUUGUUCCUUCUUCAUCCAAUUUGCUAGAUAGCUUGGCUACUUUACAUCAAGUUCCAGAAGGCCAUGUUGGCGUUUAUUGGAGAGGGGGUGCUCUUCUGAAGACAAUUACCGAUCCAGGUUUUCAUGUGAAAUUGCCUUUGAUAACCCAGUUUGAGCCCAUUCAAGUUACUCUUCAAACAGAUUUGGUGAGGGAUAUUCCCUGUGGAACAAAAGGGGGUGUAAUGAUCAACUUUGAGAAGAUAGAAGUCGUUAACCGCCUUCGUAAGCAGUAUGUUUAUGAAACGCUGCUCAACUAUGGUGUCAAUUAUGACAAUACUUGGAUAUAUGAUAAAAUCCAUCAUGAGAUCAAUCAGUUUUGCAGCGUACAUUCCCUUCAGCAGGUUUACAUUGAUAUGUUUGACCAGAUUGAUGAGAAAAUGAAAGAUGCUCUUCAAGCUGAUUGCACACGUUAUGCUCCUGGUAUUGAAAUUAUCAGUGUUCGUGUUACAAAGCCUAAGAUCCCUGACAGUAUAAGGCGGAAUUUUGAGCAGAUGGAAGAGGAACGCACAAAGGUCUUGAUUGCAAUGGAGAGACAGAAAGUUGCAGAGAAGGAAGCUGAGACGCAGAAGAAGGUAGCAAUAAGUGAAGCUGAAAAGUAUGCUCAUGUUAGCAAGAUCCAGAUGGAGCAAAAGUUGAUGGAAAAAGAAAGCACAAGGAAGCAAGAGGAGAUUGCAAAUGCUAUAUACAUGGCUCGUGAAAAGAGUUUGGCUGAUGCCGAGUUUUAUCGAACAAUGAAAGUGGCAGAAGCGAACAAAAUGAAGCUUACUCCUGAGUAUUUGGAACUCAAGUUCAUUGAAGCAAUUGCUAAUAACUCGAAGAUAUUUUUUGGAGACAAGGUGCCAAGUAUGAUAUUUGAUCAAAGAAUAUUGGGAGACUUUCUGAAAGAUGCGGGCAGAAGGAACUUGGGAUUAUAAAUCCUUACAGAUCAUUGGUGUGACUCUGCUGAGUGAAGGAAAUAUACAAAUUAUAUUGUGAUUCAAUAGUGAAAGUGAGUCGGAUGUUAUUUUGAUCCACCGUUUUUGAUCCUGCACAGAUUGAACCUGUUUACUUUGUUGCCAAUAUCUCAAAAGAAAAUAUUUACAGAGAAAGUUGAAUGUUACGGCUUAUUUUGUCAGCUUCAAAGUUGUUUUCUGUCUUUUUGUGUUGUUACAUUCUGAUUAGAAAUUUAAGCUGCGUACCAGCAGAAUCCACUUUCUCAA
Messenger RNA from Coffea eugenioides, 1647 nucleotides. RefSeq names its product erlin-1. Gene Ontology annotation, cellular component: endoplasmic reticulum membrane; endoplasmic reticulum. Lineage: Eukaryota; Viridiplantae; Streptophyta; Magnoliopsida; Gentianales; Rubiaceae. Gene Ontology annotation, molecular function: ubiquitin protein ligase binding; cholesterol binding. Gene Ontology annotation, biological process: SREBP signaling pathway. The record is from RefSeq and is a predicted model, not a curated record. The transcript has 9 exons. Bases 271 to 1362 code for a protein of 363 amino acids.